Molecule: messenger RNA, 1788 nt
Organism: Cladophialophora psammophila CBS 110553
Lineage: Eukaryota; Fungi; Ascomycota; Eurotiomycetes; Chaetothyriales; Herpotrichiellaceae
Exons: 1
Coding region: 1-1788 (595 amino acids)
Source: RefSeq, a predicted model, not a curated record
AUGACCGACACGACUCCUCCUCCUGCCUCUGGUAGGAAACCUUACGAUGGCCCAACCUACACAUGUCAACACCCUAAACUGGGCGCUUUGACCGGGCGUCUCAUCAAAUCGCUGCAUUUCCCAGGCACAUCAACCGUCCAGCUUAGGUCGAUCCUAUACGCUCAGGUUCAUAAACGGUUUGCACCGUGUGUGUUACUGGAGAGUAUUCCGGACGACUUCGACGCCCGACCGCACCGGGACUUCACACAGUUUGGGCAUGCGUGUCCUCAAGUCGGGGCAACGAAGCCAGCCUGGUUCGAUGCAUACGGUGGACCACUCGAGGAUGACCAGGGACUCGGGUUCGACGAAUUUACGUGCCUUACCCUCAGCGUGUCCGUGCCCGAGUCCCAUCUUUCCAGCGACAAUCCGAAGCCGCUGCCGGUGAUGAUCUAUGUCCACGGCGGUGGCGCGCAGGAAGGAGUCGGCCACGUCGACGGCCUUCACUCUAGCGCGCCUCUGGCAGCCUACUCGUCGGAAGUCUCAUUACCCGUUGUCACUGUCAAUAUCGGGUAUCGCCUCGAUUGGCUCGGCAGCCUUGUCUGCCAGGACAUGAUUGAGGAGUACAAUGGGGAUCCGUCGGUCUCCCUACAUGGUCCGUUCAACUUGACGAUCCAAGAUCAGAGAGCUGCAUUUGCAUGGAUCCAUCAUUUCAUCGGCGGAUUUGGCGGCGACGCGGAAAACAUUACCGCCUUCGGCGAAUCAGCGGGAAGCAUCUUGCUGAUCUACCAUAUCUGCGGCAGCCCGGAGAGGCUCUUCAAUCGGGCAAUCUUGCAGUCCGGCGUCAUUUUCGGUCAUGAUUCGUUUGAAGACAAAGAAUCAGAAUACCGGGGUUUGUUAAAACAUUUUGAGAUCGAAGGAUCGACCGCUGCCGAGAGACUGGAGAAGCUCCGACAGGUACCUGCGGAGGAAUUAGCAAAAUAUCCCGGGCGCCACAUGAUGCCGUUCGUCGACGAUAUCCCUGGAGUCAACGUCCCUAAGUCGUUGUUCCCAAGAGGCCGACCGACGUUCAUGAAGCAGACAUCUCUAAUUUCAUCAUGUCCGUGGCUGGGAGACAUUGCCAUUGGAGAUGACUUCUGGGAAGGAUAUGUAUUCAAGGAUUUGCUCCGGCCCAUCUCAGCCGUACGGCUCGUGAGAGGUGUGAGAUCUAUUUUUCCGGAGAAAGAGGCUGCCAGAUUGCUCUGCGCAUAUGGUCUUUCCUUGACGCCUGAGCUUGCGAUCGAGACGGACAAGAACCUGUUCUGGAGAAACGUAACACAUUUCUUCGGCGACAUAUUCUUCUCUGUCCCGAUCCACCAACUUGUCACCCGUCUCGCCCGUCGGAAUACAGCCACUACUACUACAGACAGCGUGGCGUCGAAACGCAAGGUUUACCGGUACAGUUUUAGCCUUUCGAACCCUUUCUUUAGAUCAGACCACAGCUUCGUUACGGGCCACCACUUCGUUGAGACCCUGUUCCUCUUCCUCACGCUGCUCCACCGAUACCCAACACACCGGGACAAGUGGCUCGAGCGACAGGCCAAAGAGACAGCGAGGAGAUGGAUCCUGUUCGCGAAUGGCAAAGAGCCGUGGGACGAGUACGUGGUCAGCGAGAGCGGCGACACGAACAGCGCGAAGAUGGCGGUGUGCGACGACAUUAGAGGCUGGCAUGUGAAGACCAUGGCGCAGGACGAAGAGGAGAGCAAUCCGACCCGUGGGGCCCCAGGAGAUACGUCGGCUGGGGAGCCUGGGAGAAAGCAUACCAAGCGCUGA